GGCUCUUGUGGUUUCUUAUCUUGCAGAAAUGGAAUCUCUUCUUGAUUCUCGUCCUAGCUUGCAAGAGCUCAUGAAGAAAGUGUGCCUUAAAGCUAAAUGGUACGAAAUUGGCGUGAGGUUGGGUCUAGAUUCAGACGAGCUAGACGCAAUCAAUUCUUCCCCAGACAGUCCAGGCGUCAAAACUAGUCGCAUGUACAAGCUGUGGCUGAAUUCUAAUCCACAAGCAACUAGGAGAGAGCUUGUAGAAGUACUGGAAGAUAUGGAGUGCAACAGACAAGCUGCUGAAUACAAGGAGUAUCUUAAACAAAGCAUUGAAAAAAUUACACCAAGACCAGAACCUAUUCCACCAGAAGGUACCUCUACCUCUACUCCCCAAGAGUCUACGGAAAGUAUAAUAUUGCCCCCACGUAUAUAUAUGGUAGCAUUUAUAUUUAUAGCAUUUUUAGUGUUUAUAAUUUUACGUUCACCACCUCCUGAUUUACAUACACAUACACCCCAAGUUAUUAAACUGUGUGGAUCAGAGCUACGUGACAAAUACAUUGAUACUUUAACAAAUCAGAUGAAUUCAGAAUAUCCUACAGCGGGUCGGACUUCAGUGCCUGUUAAUAUUCCAUUCAUACCCUUAAUAUCAAUUGUAGUUAAAAAUAAAAGUAAAGAAACUGCUGAAUGGUUACUCAGUACAACUCCUAAAGAUGUUGUUCAAAAUAAGGAAAUCAUGAAAAUUCAAAUUGAAGAUAUAUUAAAGCCGGUGUCAGAGAAACGAUUAAGAUUUGUACUAAUUGAAGGAGAGCCUGGCAUAGGAAAAAGCACAUUAGCUAAAGAGCUAGUGUUACGCUGGGCCAAUAGAUCUGAUAAAUUAUUGAGCAAUUAUGACAUUGUGUUUUUUAUUCAGCUGCGCUUUGAAACUUACCACAAAGCUACAAGUAUUGAAGAUCUUUUUGUUGACUUGGAUAAUCAAACUAUUAAUAUGACAGAUUUAAACAUAGAAAUUAAGAAAAGAAAAGGAGCAGGUAUCCUGUGGAUAUUAGACGGCUUUGAUGAGCUUCCAAGUCAUUUAAGAAACAAUUCAAUUCUUAUGACACUUAUAAAAGGUGUCAUUCUUCCAAAGUCAACAGUCAUUGUCACCAGUAGGCCUGUUGCUAGUGAUUUAUUGCUUGAACUUUUAAAAGAUGACAACUCAAAACGUAUCAGUCUCAGAGGCUUUGAUUCCACUAAAAUAGGGGAAUUUGCUUUAAAAUACUUUAAUGACAAAGACAAAGCUUCAAAUUUUUCUUCUUAUUACAGUGAUAAUAUUGUGAUUGAGAGCAUGCUUUAUAAUCCACUGAACUGUUUCAUAGUGUGUACAAUAUUCAAUGACUUGAUAGCCACUAAUAAUGAACAGUAUCCACAAACAAUGACAUCACUCUACAAUCAUUACAUUCGUAUCUUACUCAAGAGGCACCUCAUUAAAACAAAACUCAUAUCAGAUAUAGACUAUAAAAUGCCUCAACGUUUGAUGCUUGAAACUGAUUUUAAUAAUCAGCUACUGCAGGACGUUUGGGAAAACUUUUCACUUAUUUCUAAAAUAGCCUAUGAUGGUGUGAUGGAGGAGCAAUAUGUUUUUGAAAAUAAGCUUCACAAUGUCACUAAACUGAGUAUGAUGGAUACAAUUUUUAGUUUUUUUCUUUAUGAAAAAAACGAGUCUAGUAGCUUUUUACAUACUACACUACAAGAAUACUUUGCUGCAGUUUAUCUUGUUAAUAACAAGUCAAAAUUUACUAUUAAGAAAUAUAAAUUACAAGAAAACCUUGAAGUUUUUACGUUUUAUGUUGGAAUCUGUAAAAUGACUAACAAAGAUGUGAAUUCUAAAGUAAUGGAUAUUUUAAAGCAAGAUAUUUCUCGACACUGGUAUACUAAACAUGUAACUAUUGGCAGUGUAUUGCUAAGGUGUCUCUAUGAAGAUGAUUCACUACUAUACAACAUAGGCUUGUCUGUUAACCAUUCAUUGCAAUUACACUCAGACUGGACCAGCACAAAUUUUGAUUAUUAUAUUUAUGGCUAUCUCAUUGCCCUUCACAAGAUUACAUAUAUAAUUGACUUCUACUAUUCAGAUCAAAUAAAAGCAUUCAACAAGGGACUCCAAUCUCAAUCUCUUAUUUCGAAAGGGAAAAUAAAUCUACGUGUAUCAAGCUAUUCUUCUGAUAAUGACAGACGAGUAUUUAAAGGGAAAAUAAAUCUACGUGUAUCAAGCUAUUCUUCUGAUAAUGACAGACGAGUAUUUAAUGAGCUAUUACUUAUGCCUAGUGAUCCAGUAAUUAAAAUGGAAAUAUCUCCAUUCAAUGACUUUAAUUUGGAAAUUUGUCAAAUAAUUUCUAGAUUUAAAUUAUUGGAAGAGAUUACAGUAUCUGCUGCUAUAUUGUCUACUUGCUUGUCUUUAAAAGAAAAUCCUUUAAAAGAAAAUCCUUUACUAAAACUAAAUACAUUAAACACAAAUAUUGGAUAUCUUUUGCAUGAAAAUGAACUCAAAACACUGGAACAACUUAUUGCUCCUGGUAGGCCAUUAAAAUAUUGGAUGUUGCUGUAAGAACCGAUGCCUCAUCAGCCUCAUAUUACAGUUUUAUGAAGAUUUUAAACAUAAUUAAGACAAAAACAUCUCUGGAAGAACUGAAAAUUCAUGAAGAUUUAAUUGUUAUGUAUAAUGAAUGGACAAAUAGCUAUAUCAGAUGGACUAGAAGCACUAAGAGUUUAACAGUUUCUAAUUAUGAAACAUUCUUUAGUUAUCACAUACAAAUAAAAAAUGAAAUCUCAACAAUACAACUGUCUUCUUUUACCUCAUUUACUUACAUUAAGACUAGCAAGACUAAGAGUGUGGACAUGUGGGGCAGAUGGACUGUGGUAAAUGUCACUGUAUACUCGGAAUCAACAACAUUUAAACUAAACCACUUCAUUGAUGCUUUUCGUGAGUGCAUUAUUAAAAAUACAAUAAAUAAAACAAUAGAAAUAAAAAACUUAACAUGUACAAUUAUUGAACAAGAAAAAUUGUAUCAGCGUUAUAAUCGUAAAUUGUGCCGCAAUGAAGAAUAUGAUUCAGUUAGGCAGUUUAUCUACAAUAUCUUAUUCUUCUCAAUUGUUACUAUAUUAAUUCAAAUAGAUGUAGAACAUGUUAAUGUAUUAACAAUAUGUAUAGACUUAGUUUCAAUGUACAUGUUCUUACACAACCUACCCAUAGAUUUACUAUAUUAUGUCUAUGUGUAUAUACUAUAUUUAGAGAGAUCUAGAGAAUUUCCAGUAAUACAGAAACAUUUAUCAUUAUUAUUAUCAUUAUUAUUAUUAUUAUUAUCAUUAUUAUUAUUAUUAUUAUCAUUAUUAUUGUCAUUUUCAUUACCAUUAUUAAACAUAUUAA
Molecule: messenger RNA, 3382 nt
Organism: Amphimedon queenslandica
Lineage: Eukaryota; Metazoa; Porifera; Demospongiae; Haplosclerida; Niphatidae
Product: NACHT, LRR and PYD domains-containing protein 13-like
Exons: 2
Coding region: 29-2563 (844 amino acids)
Biological process (GO): signal transduction
Molecular function (GO): protein binding
Source: RefSeq, a predicted model, not a curated record